CGUAUCUCGUCGAGUACUCCGCUAAUCGGAAAGCAGCGUGCGUUCAGCCCCGCCCAACGGGCAACCUUCCCGCAGUUUGCUACGAUGACACAGUCACUCGCUGAUCCGACACAAGCUGUUCAAGGCUGACUGUUCCUCCAACAAGUAAAGCACAUACAGAGCGAACGAGGACACCGCCAUCCCUCGACCGCCCGCCAUCGGCCUUCUAGUCGUCACGUCUGGCCGUUGCCUGGCAGCGGUCCUCAAGCAUCGACCGACGGUCUCGUCCAGAGGUCGCUUUGGUCGUUCUCCCUUCGACUACCCUCUCUCUGAAGGAGACUUGUUUAGUGUUAAACACUUUGACUUGUGUUCCAUCUUUUACUUAUUACUUUCGCGUCCCGGGACAACUGUUGAGGAAGACAUGUUGAUGUGAGAAGAACUGGGCGCCGUGUGAGACAUGGAUGAAGUUCGUUCGGCGCGUCAGAGGAGUGGAAUGGGACGUCGACCGCCGUCCGAGCAGUUGGUGGACUUGCACGUGUACCUGGUACCGGAAGAACGGUGGCUCAAGAAGAGGAAGCUGGCCAAAAAUCACGUGACAGAGUACGCGGUCUCUGCAGGCUUCAUCAGAAUCGUGCCAUUGUACCGCCUGUGUGACGUGAGGCAAGAAAUCGAACGCCAACUGGGUCGUGACAAUGUGCCACAAAAUUACGUUUUCCUCCGAAGUGUAGGCAGGAACUUCACCCAGGUGAAACAAUCUCAAGAGAUGGAUCUGAAAGCCAAGAACUUUAUGCCACCUUAUGCCAGCGAACCAGAAAUCUACUUGAAAGCCGGAGGUUACGCUGAUCAGUAUUGGUCCCAAGGGGACGAGAGCGGUGUCGAAGAGUCUUCCCACCUGGCGACGCGGAGGACGCAAGACAUUAUCGAUAAAAGGAUCCAAGCUCUGUCUCCAGUUUCCAGUCCUGAAGGAUUCCACACUGAGGUGGACUCCGCGAAGUUCGUCCUCUCCAGGCCGAGCAAAGUAAGACGAAACAACUCCUCAGAGCGCAACCAACCACAACACAAAGUCAACGGCAGUUUCCACCACCACCAUCACCGCGUCACCACCACCACGACCACCCGGAAGUCCACUACGACCAUCGAAGAACACAGUAGUUCCAAAUCCGUUCAACUCGUACGCCAUACUCCCAGCAGUCGAGAACAUUGUCUCGUUAAAACGGAACCGCUCGAGACGUCGAUCCACGACAAAGACGUCGAAGAAGUCGACACCGCUCCCAAGUCUCGGCAAGGAGGCGACUUUCCGGAAGACGUCGUCCACGCCUUAGACAACCUGAAGACAGAAGACGACACGUCGCGGCGUGAAAGUCUUCUUGAAGUCGGUUCGACGGGUCCUGGUUACAUCAUCGUUCCGGGAGGUCACCGACGGUCUCCGAGUCCAUCAAGAGGACGAUUAGAUUCCAUCGCUGUUCCUGGUGAUCGGAAGGGAACAGAUAGUAGUAUCGUCGACGAAGAUGGCGAUGACGUUAGUCCAAAACGACGAAGCAGUCGUGGCGGAUCAGAUGCAGCGACGUCUUCGAAGAAGCCCGAACAAGACAGUCGAGGCGGUCCUUCUCGGGCUAAAAGACGAGGCAGCACUUACGGCGCGUUGCCUGGAGCGUCAGAUCGCUUGAAAGUUCGCGACGAAAAAGACGAAGCACACGAAGACAGCGAAAUGCAACGCCGUAGUUUAUCUCGGUCAAGAAGGAGAAGUAGCCAGGUCAGCCAAAUCGAUAGCGCUUCUGCAGCCUUUAGUCGGCUAAAGGCUCAAGAAGAUAACGCUGAUAGGUCAGGGGCUGCUCCGACAUCCAGGAGGAGCAGUCGCGCAGAAGACAGAGCUCCUAGUCGUCUGAAGGAUUCAGAUGAUAAAGGGGGAGCAAGAUUAUCUUAUCAACGAAGAAAGAGCAUCGCGACCGCAAGUCCGACGCGAUCCGAACAGCCACAAGUCCAGGAGGGUCAACGUCCCGGUAGUGCGCUCGAUAAGAUAACAGUGCACGAAGACAUGGGUCCGGUAACAGUCACAGAUGACAAAGACAGAGAUGUGGGUGAUGCGCAGGUCUUGGAAGCUUCUGAAGUGGCAUCUGUGCGAAAGAGUAGUGUUGUGAGGGAAAGUGAAAAAGACGGUACGGAAACAACGGUAUCCUCGUCCGAGAUGAGAAGGUUGAGUUCUCAGAAAGACACUGAGCAGUAUCAAGAGAGGAUUGACGAAAGUGAUAAAAGAAGUUCUCGUGAGAUAGAAUCGCAGAGAGAGGGUAGCACUGGUGAUGUAGCUGGUGAAGAGGAGGCUGAGAGGCAAAGAUCAGGCGAUCGAAAGCCUUCUGCGCAAACGCCUGCUGAACAAAAAUUCGAGGGGGAGAACGCACCAAAGCAGACGACACCGGAAGGCCUCGAUCGGGAACCCGAGACUGAUACGGCCAGGGUAGAAACAGAAAAUAGGCUAGAAGAUUUUCCCAAAGCAGACGAUGUCGCGAGGGCAAACGUUGAUGAGGAGGAGGAGAGAGGCGAGAGGGACGGCGUUAGAGAUGAAGGCGAUUCAGUCGCGGUAGGUAGGAAAUCUGGCGAAGGCCACGAAAGAAAACACAGAACCAAAGAGGAGAAAGCAGCUCGAAGGAGUAAGUAUGAGGAUCACUCACCAGAGGGAGCAGCGAAAGAAGGUAACCAGGUAGAAUCAGGUGUGCCUGAGAAGGAUGCAGAUCUAGCGUCCUUACAAGACGGUAAACAGAAUGUGCCUGAUGUAACUGCAACACACGGAGAAUCGAGUUCGGAUAAAGGUAUGGAGGAGUGUAAACAGAGUAUGCCUGAUGUGCUUAAGGUACAUGGUACACCCGAAAAAACUUCGUCUACGGAGAAACAGACAGCUUCCGAAGCGACGACGAAACAUAGAGAUGAGUCUUCAGAGAGGAUAGGUCCCAGGAUAGCUAAAUCGAUCAAGAGCGAGAAGUCAGUGAAAUGUUCGGACAAGAGUUCAGAUCGAAGGCUAACAGAAGUUAAAGACAGCAAGCCGAGCGUGACAGCGAAAGGUUCUGACCAGAUAUCAGAAAAACCUACAAAGAGAAGAUUACAAGCCAGACCAAACGUUGCUACGAAACAGCGAGUCGAUCUGAAGAAGGAGGGAAGGCAAGAAAGGAGUGCGGCUAAAUCCGACCUUCCGUCGAAGCAGUCAAAUGUGACAUCGCGAAGAGCCACAAGAAACACAAAAGAAGGCCAAGAAGUUAAAGGUUCUUUGACUAUCAAGAAGACUGCGAUAACGAAUGAGGAAAAAAACAAACGAGACAAGUCCACGGUGUCUUCAAAGCCCUCCAGGUCCAGUAGAGUAGUGAUUGAGAAGGCCAGAGUGAGACUGGUUCCCGGAAGACCUCCAGGUCAAGAAGCCAAAGCUAGUAAAGAAACGGAAGAUAUUAAAAAAUACAUUCGCGGGGAGCACGUAUCGAAUACGAAGUCGGAACAGCAGGUCGUCGACCAGGAGAAGGAGGAAGGGAAACGAAAGAAAAAGGUGCAGAAGGGAGUGAACAAGGUGUUUAGGCAAGAGGGGAAGAAAGAACUGGAUGUAGUCACGGAAGUAGCUAAGGAAGUUGUCAAGGACGUAGUUGAGAAAUCUGUUGAAAGAAUAACUGGUCAUAAGACUGAUAAAACAAAACUUACAUCUCCCAAGUUUGCCAUUGAGGUGUCGGUAGUCGAGCUAGGGCAAUCUGCAACGCAGACAGAAUCGGGUAACGUGCCUGGGAAUAAAGAUGAUGAUUUUGCUCCUCGGAAGGGCGGAGGAGAGGACCGCGGGGAGAAGGAAGGAGGGGAUGGCGAGGAUGAGGAAGGGGAAGGAAAAGAAGAAAGAAAAGAAGCCGUAGAGAGAGAAGAACGAAGGGGAAAAGAAAGGUCUGUUCGGGCUAAGAAGAGAGCCCUUGAGCACGGCGAAGAUGAUGUUGAGACUAGUGUCAUUGUAGCUGAAACGGCAGCAUUUGUUGAAGCUGGUAAACAUGUUGUUGGUGGAGAGACUGGUGAAGUUGAGGUCGGAAGCGAUGGUGAAAUGAGUGGCGAACGUGUCGAUGUUGAAGGGCGGGAAGAGAGCGACGAUGAGGAAGGCCUUGAAGACGACACUCUGUAUCGAGAACACGGCGUCACUGAUGAGCAAGGAAGGGCAAGUGCAGGUGAACAUGAAGAGGAGGGAGAGGAAGGUGCUCCACUGCAAGUACUUUAUGAGGCGACCACAGCCGAAGAGGAAGAAGAAGAUGAUGAAAGUGGUGAGAAGAGAAAAGUCCCUGCGGACGAAACCGAAGGCGUUUCUGAGUCACACGUGUCUGCUGACUUACUCGAAGGAAACGAUGCUUCGGAAAUGGUAAGAAACGAAGACGAAGACGGAAGAGAAUCCACUGGGAAGAUUCAGCCUGAUGAACAUGACGAUGAAGAACGCAAUGACAGCAUUGAAAAAGAGACAGAAGAAAGCGAAGAACAAGAUGGCGGAGAUCCCGCCACAUUUGACGCAUCAGACGAUACCGCGCGUCCAGACGGAGAGCAGGAUAAUGGAACAGAGGACGAACGAGAAAUAGAAACGGGUCUUAAGCAAACUGCUGACGACAGCGAGCGCGAGACUCAUGCAGAUGUAGAGCUGCAAGCUACGCAGAGUGAUGGGCAAUUUAAACAACUCGUCGACGGGGAGGAAAUCUUUGCUGAGUCAACAACCUUCACAACUCAUUCAAACGGAGAGAACUUUGUUCAAGGAGAGGAACGUGCUGAGGAACUUGAUGAAGCGUCACACAUUACGACACAUUCAGAAACCAAAGAAACUUCCGUCAGGGAGCCGCGCCAUGUGGGUGGAAUUUCCGAUUCGGCGGAAAAGACAGACGAAGCCGCCGCGAACGCAGCCUCGUUACCGGAUGAAGGACACGGGAGUGUCGGUGAUCAUCUGGUAAUUCGGAAAAUCGAUGAAGCCGGCGAGCGUCAAGAUCACGAAAACGGGAAGAGCUCCGAUAAAGCAGACGUUAGUGAUGCAGGGGGAGAUGAAGAUGAGGUUUCAACGGGCGUUGUAAACGCGAAGUGCGAAGAAAAUGAAACCACGGGGAGUAAUCUGGAAGAAGAUGGAGGGGACCCGUCUGCACGUAAGAGGCAAGAUGGCGAAUUGUCUCCCACGAGAGAUGGCGCUCAAUCCGCUACCGAAGAGGCAUCUUUGCUCGAGGAUAAUGAAUUGCGAAAUGACGCGAAUGUUUGCAGAGGUAAUGACCCUUCCGAACGACGUGAUGAAAACAGCGCAGGUCCUGAGGACGGAGGGUCGCAUAGCGUCGAAGCAGACGACAGUGCUUCAAGUGGGUCGUCCAAAUCGUCUGCUAAAAGUUCGUCUGAAAGCGAGAGGCUAAUGAAAAUCGGUCGGGAAGAGGUGGAUGUGUUUGAAGGUGGUAUAACGGAAGCUGUGGAGCUGUCGUCUGCAAACGAAACUCGUCGAGAGAUGGAAAAAACACAUGACGCUGACGCAAAGGAAGGUGUGGCAGACGAUCACGAGGCUGGAGGAGAGAAGGUCGAGAGGAAGCUGAGGGAAGAGGAUGAACAGGGUCCAGUGGAAGUGCCAAGUGAAGUUGAGACUGGACAUGAACGAGACGAGGCAGCGUCCCGAUCAAAUCAAAACAGCAAAGACAGUGAAGCUUCAAACUUCAAUGGGGAUGAUGUAGACGCUCCAGCUCAAGUGUCUAGUAUUGCCGGAGACGCCUUGAAGCAUUAUGACAUGGAACAUUCUGCAGAUGUCGACGAAGCUGAGGAUAUAUUAGAUUCAGGAAUAACGGAGUCUAUUCUUGAAGUGCUGAGUAGAGCUAAUAGUGCAAUGGAAGAUACGAGGGCAAACGAUACUAGCGAAGAAACUGCCGAAGCGGACGGUGAUAAUUAUGUCACGGAGCAUGAAAUGAAGGCAAGUAAUGAUGGAGAAGACAAUGAAGGUUUGAUAACAACUCAAGGUAAUGAAGCCAGGCACAAAGAUGAUAAUGUUGCUGAAGGGGCAAAAGCAAGUGAUGCACAGGGUGCGAAGGAGCAGGAAGCAGCCGAUGUCAGUACUCGUGACUUAGAGGACUUAAACGGGAGUCAAGGCACAGCCGUAAGCAUAGACACAGGUCAAGGUUUGGAAUCCGCCUUGGAGGACCAUGAAGGUUGUAGAUUGGCGAAAACAGACGUUAAGCCAAACGAGCUUGACGUUUCUGGCGUAGCUUCUGAAGUCCUAGAUGACAUACCUGAACAUCAGGAUAACGGCGUGGUCAAUCAGGAGUGCAGUGAAAGUGGAGAACUUAAAGAACCCAUUGAUGAAUCUGAUGAGACCAUAUCAGAGACCGUUGAAUCCGAUACAGUAGAAAUAGCCCAUUCGACAAUAACUACAAUACGCGAAGAGGUCGAGAUCGUAGAAAAAGCAGUAGACCGAACAAAUUCGGCAGGCGGUUCACCUACAGAACUUGAUACUCCUGAGAAUACUGAUCAAGGAUCUAUUCUUGAAGACAAUACGGCCGUCGAUGCAGAAGGGAGUACAGAAGAUAGCAACAAUGAAGUAAAUAUUGGCAUACAGCCAAUAGUCGAUUCAUCUUCAAUGACGAGAGAUCUUGCUGGCCAUGACGAGGGAGACAGAAAUGACAUAUUAGGUGAAAAUGUAGAAACAUCUAGUGUAACUGGUGCUGUUCUGGCGAGUGCACAUCGCAUCUCGGAAGACAGUCACGAAAUCGAAGGAGAUUCGGUAGAAAUAUCCCCGGUACCAGAAGAAGCUACCAACCAGAAGAUGCAACCAGAAAAUCGAACAGAUACUGAAGAACAAACAAACGACAUAGGUGUCGUGGUAAGCAAGGACAACGACACGAGUGAGGAGGUCGCAUCAAUUGAAAAGACGUCUACUGUCCGUCGCGAUACAGAUAACGAUUUACUGAAUGAAUCUCAACAGCGCAUUAGCCCUGAACCAGAUGGUAUAAAAGACGCAGGAUCGGCAACGGCUGAACGCUCGCCAGACCUACACCAUAGCGCGUCUCAUGCACGUAUCGACGAAGAAAGACCGAAAGAAUUUUCUCAACUUGUACAAAAUGAAGUGGUUACUGCUGAAGUGAGAGAACUUACUUAUAAUGAAAGUGUCAUGUCUGCCACGGAAAUUAAUGAACAAACUGUAGUCUCCUCAAGUGCCAAUGUACAUUUUCAUGGGGAACGUGAUCUGUCGUCGAGGGUUUCUAAGGCCAGUAGUGGGAGAAGGCGUCGUUCUUCGAAGUCCGCCGUAUCCGGACACGUCAAGGCGACGAAGAAAAGUGCACUUAAAAAACAUCAAACUUCUCACGCACUAUUACAGAGCGAAGGUGCAGACUUAGAUUCAGGGUUAGAUGAUAUUUCUACGACUUUCCGCAAUGAUGACGAAGUUUCAGACGUUCGGUAUACCGACGAAAACUCGAGAAAAGACGUCCAUUCCAAGGUAUCUUCUAUCAGUGGCGAACUCACCGAAGAGCACCUCGUCGAAGAUAUUCGAACGCAAGAUCGAAUCAAUGUCGAAACGAGAACCACCGAACACGUAGAACUUAGUGCUAGCAACGUAACCUCUGUGACUACGCCUCCAGAAACCGCAGCUGCUACUCAAGACCUCGACUUCAAUUUGCAAGAACUUUCCAAGUACGAAGACGACAGCGCAUGCGUCGACAUCAUGCAUCCGGGUUCACGAGCCUCAGACCACAGCCUCGAUUUAAGUUUAGGCCACAGCACGCACGGUGGCCAAUCUCCGGUGGACGGCAAAGAACUGCCAGACGAAGGAAUUUCCGUCGAUGGUUCGGCUACGCGGGACCUCAACGAAUACGACGACGACGACCUCACCCACGCGUCUACGGACCUCGACACGGCACCCUCUAGCAGCGGUCGAGGAAGCGAGACGUCUGGAACGCCGCUGCUACCUCCGCUGCACCAACCAACCAUCAAGACGCCAUCCGUACCGCGCGUGUUCAAAAUUAAGGGUCCGUCCGCAGUUAAUGCGUUGCCGUCCAAGUUCCGGAAGGAAACGAGGUUGUACGAGAGUGUGCACCGGAAACGCAUAAUCACGAACGAAACGUUUAGUGUAAGCGAGACGCCGAUACGCCGUGUGCGUUCGGAUGAAGCGGGUUUGGACAGGUCAAGAAGGUCCAGGACUGAGGAGACGUCAUCCAGAGUUACGGUGACGGGAAGAAGUGAGCGGAGACGCCUACUGGGGAGGAAUACAAGAAGCGUAAACAUGGAAGAGCAAGGUCUUCUAGAGUUCGAAAAGCUGACACGCAACCUGAACGCCCUUCGCUCUGAAAGGAGAGCUUGUGAGGCGAAGCGGGAAGACUUACUUCGACGGGCCAGGUUCCUGCAGCAUAAGACGACGUCCACGAGGGACCAGGCACGUGACGUAUGGCGCCGUCGUUACCUGGAAGAGAAGAAAGCGACACCUAGGCUUGAGGAGGAGUGCGCUCGAUGGAGGCUAGAGUUGGAGAGGUUACACAGGGAACUGCUGGCCAGAGUAGAAGGGGAACUGCGCUUUGCGGGACACCGUCUGGAGCAGCCCUCGGACAGACUCAGCUACAAGAUUAUGAUCGCCAAGAUCUUGCAGGAGAUAGAAGACCUCAAGCGGAGGUUGGAAUACACAAGAAUUGCUCUAGGAGCAGAAGUCCGGCUACGAAGCCACGCGGAACGCGAAGUGAAAACUCUUCGAGAAGACCUCUUGAAGAAGAAGAUCCAAGUGACCCUGACGAGAAAAGAGACUCAAACUGUCAUGGCGCCUUUUUUGCGCGAUUCCUUCUACUUCGUAGGUGCUGUGUAGCGUCUAUAGCGAGCGUAGCCCAGGCAGAUUAUGAAACACCAUCGUCUCAUCCUAAUCUUCCGCAUGCUUUCGUGCCACCGAAGAAGGAAUACAGCAACAUCAUCUUUGACAGUUUCACACCAUCUUAUUUUAAACCCGUACCCAAUUCAAUCCAAUCCAGUGAAUUGCCAUUGCCAUAUCGCACCAAUAUUUCGUGCUUUCAUGUUUACAGCUCUUGAUAAAGCUCUCAGGGUGAGACAGCUAAAAGGGAGAGGGGGAUACCUAGCGUGGGUGUAACCUAGCGAUUUUUGUGAGGGGAGGGCGAUUGCCCCCCCCUCCUGUAUCCGCCACUGGCAAAGAAGAUUAUGGAAAGAUGGAAGUUUAAUCACCAAUAUUUAUAUUUGGCAUUACGUUGCAACGUUGAAAUUACGUUUGACUGCGUUGCGGUCAUUGAUAUUACUGUUAUACAUAGACCAAAAGUAAGCCUACUGUGCAGUGACUUCUCAAACGGAUUUCCGUACAGCUCCUAUUUUAAAAGUCCGUAACUACGCCUGCCUUUCUUAUCAGGUAGCCCAAUGUAUUUUGCCAGCUUGCGUCUACAACGAGGCAGUAUAUUUUAAGGGAAGUUUUAGUAGCUCGGAAAGUGUGCAUGAUAGCGGUUCCGGUUACUCCUUCGAAGUGAUUGAUUACCGGCAUCACGUCGUCGAUCUUUGGUCUGACAGCUUCCGUUAUCGUGUCGCUAUUGUAGUGCUUACGAUCUCCGUAAUAACUGAUAAUGAGUACCAAGCUGUCCCCAAAAUGGCAACACUGAUUCGACCUCUGUUGCACGACUUACUGUCUUGUGUCUCGCCAUGAGAGACACCAACGUAUAAACUCUGCCGAUGAGCAGCAAAGGCUGUACCUUUCCAUGGUUUCCGCUACAGACACGUUUACAUACAGCUGCAUAUUUUAGCUUCUGCUUCCUCACCGCCUUUUGGGACCAGUUCUGCUGAGACGCAAAUAAAUAUUUUAAUAGAGUAGGAAGAAAGACGAACCAAAUGUCUACCUCUCCUCGACUGUACAGGCCGCCUCUACGCUAUACAUUUAUUUUUCUCUUACAUUCUUAUGAUGCGUGUACUGAAGUGGCUUCUGUACAUACCUAUGAAAGUGUAAUAUGCAGCGUAACGUCGCUGGAAAUUGUAAUAUGCGCUCUUCUGCGAGCCGCGUAUGUGGUUUCCAGCAAGGGCACGAAUAUUACAUUUGGAACCUUCAAAGUUUGUGCGCGCUUAUCCUCUGCACCACGUUCGCAAUUAUGUGUGGCUCCAUUGUCAAAAUAAAGCUAAGCUUGAAGGAUGA
Ornithodoros turicata is the source of this 10087-nucleotide messenger RNA. RefSeq lists its product as uncharacterized. NCBI's taxonomy places the organism in Eukaryota, Metazoa, Arthropoda, Arachnida, Ixodida, Argasidae. The transcript has 11 exons. The record is from RefSeq and is a predicted model, not a curated record. Bases 437 to 8773 code for a protein of 2778 amino acids.